AUGCACACCACGGGCGAGCCCACUCGGAUCGUCUACGCCGGCUAUCCUCCACUGAGUGGUACUCUGCUGGAGCAGCGCGCGCUGGCCCGCAGCAAGUACGAUCAUGUCAGGCGCAAGCUGCUCCUGGAGCCGCGAGGCCACCGGGACAUGUACGGCGCGGUCCUCAGGCCCGCAACAGAGCUCGUAGACAGCGGCGAGGCCGACAUUGGGGUGCUGUUCAUGACCAACGUGGGCUACUCCAACAUGUGCGGCCACGCCACCAUUGCUCUCGGCCGCUUCCUCAUCGACACCCACGACACGAGCAUCUUCCCCAACCGGUGGCGGCUGAGGUCCGAUGACGGCAGCACGGUUAUCAAGCUGCACGUCCCGAGCGGGAUCGUGGUCGUUGCCGUCAAGACUCGCCCGGACCAUCGCGCAGAUGCGUCUGCGCCCGUGUCUUUCACGUCGGUCCCAUGUUUUGCCACCGGCAUUGGUGUUCAGAUCGCCAUCCCAGCCGACAGGAGAUGGAGGGUCGGCCAGUCGGUCCGGACCGUGACCGUGGACUUUGCUUGUGGCGGUGGCUACUUUGCCAUCGUCCGUGCCGACGAACUCUAUGACGCAGGGAAAUCGGACCUAAGCGGCGGUGACUUGAAGGACCUGGAUGAGGCCACGAGCACGCUGAAGGACUUGGUGAACGAGAACCCAAGCCUACGCAAAUAUGUAACACCUCCAAACACGAAUCCCAGUGGAGCCGAGCUUGGGCUUCUGCGCGCCCUCGUCGUUUCUCUACCUGGGCUAGGAGUGAUUGGUAGUGGAACGACAAGUGCAGAAACGGGCAUAUGCUACUUUGACGAUCACCAAAUCGACCGGUCCCCUACUGGAAGUGCUGCUGGUGCUCGUAUGGCGCUUGCCUAUGCACAAGGGGCCAUCCAUUUAAAUGAAGGCCGCACAUACCACUCCCUGCUUUCAAAUAGCAAAGGCGGGAAGGGGUCGUUCAAGGCUAGAGUAUUAGAAGAGACCGCGGGUGGAGUAAUUGUAAAGAUCGAGGGCUUUGCUUUCUACACUGGAUAUCACACCUUCAUCAGCGAAGAGGAAGACAUCCUGGGUGAUGAUGGAUUCAUACUGGAGCAGCUGCAUAGUUGA
Microdochium trichocladiopsis is the source of this 1122-nucleotide messenger RNA. RefSeq lists its product as uncharacterized. The coding region runs from base 1 to 1122 and encodes 373 amino acids. The transcript has 2 exons. Gene Ontology annotation, molecular function: hydro-lyase activity. The record is from RefSeq and is a predicted model, not a curated record. NCBI's taxonomy places the organism in Eukaryota, Fungi, Ascomycota, Sordariomycetes, Xylariales, Microdochiaceae.